AGCAGCCAAAAACCAAAGCCACGAUAGCACAUUUUGUCAGUCAGUCAGUCAGUCAGUCAGUGAGUGAGUCUGUCGAAAAGUCAGUCAGUGAUUUUGAUUGAUUAUUGGUAUCCGAAACUCGAAACUGAAAAUUCAAACAGCGACUAGUGCCAGUGACCAGUGCCCAGUUCCCAGUGCCCAAUUCCCAGUGCCCAUUGCUCAGUUCCCAGUUCCCAGUGCUCAGCAGCAUACACAUGCACACAUGUGCACACAUGUAUUGAGUUAUCUGUAUCUAACAGCGGCCGGCAGACAGCAAUCAGUAAGCGAGCGACCAAGCGACCAGCAGCAGCAGCAUCAACAGCAGCAGCAUCCCAGCCAGUCAUUCAGUUAGUCAGCCUCGUCGCAAGAGUCAGAGUCAGAGUCAGCUCACUCUCCCGCUGGCUGGAGGAUAUCUUUGCGCGGCGUUUUAGUUUCAGUUCGCAUUUAGACGCGUGCUGGUGCGGAAUCGCCGAGAGAGAGAAAAUCGAAUCAAAAAUUCCGAAAGAAAUAUUAAAUAAAACACACACAAGUGAAUCUUCCGCGUAUUAAAUAAUCUAUUUGAAAUAUACAAAAUAAAAUAAUAACUUAUACAUACAAGUACUAAUCAAAUACUUGUACACACAUAACACUACACACGUGUCUGAAGUUGAAUGACAAGCCUCAAUUGAAUAUACGCAGAGGAGUAUAUGUAUUCGAAAGUGUUUAAUCAAAUGUGUAUAUAAAGAAAUCGUGUAAUAUUCGAUCAACGAGAAAAACAAACAACUUCUAACAGCAUUUGCAUAUGACCCGCAAAGUUCACACAACGCAUUAAUUGAUUAAUUAUUGUGCGACCGAGCUUUUGCUGUGAUAGAUCACAGCGAACUCAUCUUUAUAGACAAAGUCAACUAUAUUACUAUAUUCAUCGCAACAAAAUGAAGCUGUUUGCAGUAUUCCUCGCAUUAACGCUUUACGCUCUGACUCUGGUGCAGUGCCUCAGCUUGCCCGAUCCCAAUGUGAAGUGUGCCAUGGAUUGUGAUAUGCAGGAGAAUCAAUAUUUGUGCGCAGCUGACGACAAAGGCACAACCAAAACCUAUCGCAAUGUAUGCGUAAUGAAAACAGAUAAUUGUCUACAGAAUGCAAAUUUCCAAAAGAUCAGUGACAAGGAGUGUCCAUAGAUGCUAAAACUUAACCCUUUGACAGUGCGCAGUAUCAGAAUCAGAUGGAGAACUUAAGUACAGACGAUGUCUCUUUAAGUUGUUGGUUACUUUUCUUGCGUGGUAUUUGUGUGUGAUAUUUUUAAGUUGUGCUUCAGCAGAAUACAAUACACGCCCUCUUCCUGCACCACCUCCUUCACAGCAUCAGCCCCAACGCAAUGCAUAAUGCAUAAACAUAUUACGAGUAUACUAUACAUACAUAUAUUUUGUA
Molecule: messenger RNA, 1422 nt
Organism: Drosophila albomicans
Lineage: Eukaryota; Metazoa; Arthropoda; Insecta; Diptera; Drosophilidae
Exons: 3
Coding region: 930-1172 (80 amino acids)
Molecular function (GO): protein binding
Source: RefSeq, a predicted model, not a curated record